AGAGCUCCCCCUCCGCUUCGCAUAGACUGCCUCCUUCAUACUCCUAAUAUAUCCGACUUCCAAUCCUCAAACGAUUCAACCAAGCAUCAGAAGAAGGGCGCAAUCUGAGCUACCAUCAUGGCUUUCUCUUCUCGUCUCUUGUCCAAAUCCAAGCAGGUGCUUGGCAGUCAAAGUAUCUUACAUCAGGGGUAUGCCAUUCCUGUUUGUCACUUCGCAAAAGAGGCUGCUGAGCCUGCUCUGAAGGGAGAUGAAAUGCUGAAGAACAUAUUUCUGGAAGUGAAAAAGAAAUUUGAGACAGCAAUUGAUGUUUUCCGAAAAGAGAAGAUCACUAUUGAUCCAGAGGAUCCUGCUGCUGUAGCUCAAUACGCAAAGGUCAUGAAACAGGCCAGAGAGAAGGCAGAUUUAUUCUCAGAAUCAGAGCGAAUCAAAUACACCAUUCAGUCACGAACCCAAGACAUCCCCGAUGCAAGAACAUACUUGCUGACAUUGAAGGAUAUCCGGAUUAAGAGAGGUCUUAAUGAUGAGCUUGGUGCAGAAGCUAUGAUGUUUGAUGCACUGGAAAAGAUUGAGAAAGAAUUGAAGAAACCUCUCAUGAGGAAUGACAAGAAAGGAAUGUCUCUUCUUAUGGCUGAGUUUGACAAAAUCAAUCAAAAGAUUGGGAUACGGAGGGAGGAUCUGCCCAAGUACGAAGAGCAGUUGGAACUUAAAAUUUCCAAGGCACAAUUGGAAGACCUGAAGAAAGAUGCUCUUGAGGCAAUGGAAACUCAAAAGAAGCGUGAGGAGUUUAAAGACGAGGCAAUGGUGGAUACAAAGUCGUUAGACGUGAGAAACUUCCUGUAGAUUUGCAUAUCGCUUUCCAUAUGUUCUCUGGUUGAGAAAAAGCUGUCAACCGAAACUGAUUCGGCUGUUUUUGAACACCGGGAUACUUUAGCUUUAAUAAGAGAAGCACCUCUGGUAUUGGGAGUGCAUCAUUUGGCUGAUGUUACAUUGUCAGGUGAUAACUGGAUGGAUAUUGUCCCAAAACUUGCAUUCAAUCCCGUUUCCCAAUCACAACUAAGUUUCAUAUUUUUUUUCUCUUUUUCUUCUGAAUGUGUUUUUAGUGUUUGGUGUAGCUUGUGCGCCAGAAUUGUUUGAUCUUAUAAUAUUCAGUUGUCCUGAAACU
Messenger RNA from Cucurbita maxima (winter squash), 1162 nucleotides. Its product is annotated as probable ATP synthase 24 kDa subunit, mitochondrial. Gene Ontology annotation, biological process: pollen development. The record is from RefSeq and is a predicted model, not a curated record. The transcript is spliced from 7 exons. Lineage: Eukaryota; Viridiplantae; Streptophyta; Magnoliopsida; Cucurbitales; Cucurbitaceae. The coding region runs from base 118 to 840 and encodes 240 amino acids.